Messenger RNA from Crotalus tigris (Tiger rattlesnake), 2171 nucleotides. RefSeq names its product fibrinogen gamma chain (gene FGG). NCBI's taxonomy places the organism in Eukaryota, Metazoa, Chordata, Lepidosauria, Squamata, Viperidae. The record is from RefSeq and is a predicted model, not a curated record. Gene Ontology annotation, molecular function: signaling receptor binding. The transcript is spliced from 9 exons. The coding region runs from base 116 to 1426 and encodes 436 amino acids. Gene Ontology annotation, biological process: protein polymerization; blood coagulation; platelet activation. Gene Ontology annotation, cellular component: fibrinogen complex.
CUUAAGCUGCCCCUGCACAGUUUAGAGAAUAAGUUCAGUUCUCUGAAGUCUACAAACUCACACUGGUUAAGCACUACCUCUCCUGUGUUUGGCGGUUCUGGAAGCAACAGACACAAUGCUGACAAAAUUUAAAAAGUGGCUGCCUCUUCUAUUUUUCUUCUUUUCAACUUGUACUGCACAAUUUGCCACACGUGAAAACUGCUGUAUCUUGGAUGAACGAUUCGGCAACUUUUGUCCUACAACAUGCGGCAUUGCAGAUUUCAUAACUAGAUAUAAUUCGGAUGUUGAUCGAGAUCUGCAGAUCCUUGAACAAUUGUUGGGGGACAUUUCUAAUUCUUCAGGAGUAACUGACAAUUUGAUACGCCAUAUCCGACAAGUGCAUGUCUCACAGCCAGCAGCUCAGUCAAAUGUAAUUCCAGGUUAUACACAGAAGUCCAGACAAAUCAUUGAUGAAAUUAUUAGAUAUGAAAACAUCAUUGUGGGCCAUGAAAAUACAGUACAGCAAUUGACAAACAUAUUGAUAUCAAACAAUAACAAGAUUCAGUUACUAAAGCAGAAAACUGCUCAGCUCGAAGCACAAUGUCAACAGCCAUGUAGGGACACUGUUCAGAUACAAGAAUUAACUGGAAGAGAUUGUCAAGACAUUGCUAAUAAAGGUGCCCGGCAGAGUGGGCUGUACUUCAUAAAACCCUUGAAAGCCAAUCAACAGUUCCUGGUGUACUGUGAAAUUGACACUCUGGGCAACGGGUGGACAGUUUUACAAAGAAGGCUUGAUGGCAGUGAAGACUUUAACAAAAACUGGAUUCAAUAUAAGGAAGGAUUUGGACAUCUGUCACCAAAUGACAAUACAGAAUUCUGGUUGGGAAAUGAGAAGAUUCAUUUAAUAACUACGCAGACUACAGUUCCAUAUGCCUUGAGAGUAGAGAUGGAAGAUUGGUCUAACCAAAAAAGGUAUGCAGAUUAUGCCCAUUUCAAGUUGGGAAAUGAAGCUGACAAAUACCGUUUGACCUAUGCCUUCUUUGUUGGGGGUGAAGCUGGGGAUGCCUUUGAUGGGUUUGAUUUUGGAAAUGAUCCGAGUGACAAAUUUUUUACUUCUCACAACGGCAUGCAGUUUAGCACGCAUGACAAUGAUAAUGAUAAAUAUGAAGGCAACUGCGCUGAACAAGAUGGAUCUGGAUGGUGGAUGAACAAAUGUCACGCUGCCCAUCUGAAUGGCAAAUAUUAUCAAGGAGGUGUUUAUAGUGAGAAAGAUGUUGGUCCAAGUGGCAAUGACAAUGGCAUUACCUGGGCAACUUGGCAUAAUCAAUGGUAUUCCAUGAAGAAAACAAUUAUGAAAAUAAUUCCUUUCAGCAGACUUACAAUUGUAACAGGGCAGCAAAGUGGAGGAGUAAAAGAUGUUGAACUCUCACACCGUGGAGACAUUUAGAAAGAUGAAAACAAUUGCCUAUGUAAAGGCAACAAUGAACAUAAAUACUUUUUGUUCUUAUAUCCUAUGUAAAAAUGUCAGAGCUGUUGAACUUUGAACAUAUUGUUUACAAUAAACUGCAGAUUCAUGAUAAAAGGCAUUUUUUUAAGAAAAAAGAUCAUCUUAAAUUUUCUGAUAAACAUAUAUAUGACAUUAAUCAUGUAAGUUCUGGUGGUGUCCACUACUUUAAUUGGCUUUAAAAGCAGAUGCUAUAAAUUAAUGAGAUUGGUUUCAAACUUUGUCAUAUUUAGAGGGCAUCAAUUUAAAUCAAUAGCCUUUAUGUAUGUCGUGACUAAUUUAAAUCUCACUGCUAUCAUUGUUUGGUUCCCACAAUGAGCAAACCCACAGCAUGUUUAGUCAUGUCCAACAGCAAUUGGCUGGAUGUAUGCUAUAAAUUAUGGUUAAUAAACUAGAACAGUUAAGCGCACAAGAGCCAAAGCCAAAUAAACUAGUUUAUGACUUAGACAAAAAUUUGCACCUAGCCAUUUAAACCUAUAAUACCUUUGUCUUGUCCAGUCAAAUCAUGAGGAAAAUGAAUUCUACUGAUAAUCUGGCUUCAUUAAGUGUAACUUCUUAUAAACACAAAGAGAUUUAAAUUAGGAAUGUGGUUACUGUUUGCUGAGGAUGUCAGAUACACAGAUAAAGAUCUUCAUGGGAUCCUAUUUAUAGAUAUUAAAAACCCAAUAUUUUUCUCAGGAAAAAAAAA